Molecule: messenger RNA, 2015 nt
Organism: Oreochromis niloticus (Nile tilapia)
Lineage: Eukaryota; Metazoa; Chordata; Actinopteri; Cichliformes; Cichlidae
Product: ATP-dependent RNA helicase DDX54
Cellular component (GO): nucleus; cytosol
Molecular function (GO): RNA binding; RNA helicase activity; ATP binding
Source: RefSeq, a predicted model, not a curated record
AACCUGUUCUGAUUCGUUUGGAUGUGGAUUCUAAGCUCAGUGAUCAGAUCAAGCUGUCAUUCUUCCACCUGCGUGUGGAUGACAAGCCGGCUCUGCUGCUCCACCUCCUGAGGAACGUAGUAAAGCCUCAGGAACAGACAGUGGUCUUUGCUGCCACCAAACACCAUGUGGAGUACCUAAAGGAGCUGCUGUCGUCAGAAGGUUUAGAGUGUGCCUACAUCUACAGUGCCCUUGAUCAGACUGCCAGGAAGAUCAACAUUGGGAAAUUUGUGCACCGGAAAGCCAUGGUGCUUCUGGUGACUGAUGUUGCUGCUCGUGGUAUAGACAUCGCCCUGCUGGAUAAUGUCAUCAAUUACAACUUCCCCUCCAAGGCCAAACUCUUCUUGCACAGAGUUGGGCGUGUGGGACGAGCGGGCCGAAGUGGCACAGCCUAUAGUCUGAUUUGUCCUGAUGAAAUGCCUUAUGUCUAUGACCUCUACCUCUUCCUAGGGCGACCAGUUCAGUUUGCUUCACCUGAACACACACAAGAUUCAGAAGGUGUGUUUGGUCGAGUCCCUCAGAGGAUCUUGGAUGAUGAAAGUGCUCAUGUGAUCACGUCUCAUGAAAACUCGCUGGACCUGCAAAAUCUGCUCCGUGUCUCAGAGAACGCCUACAAGCAGUACCUCAAGUCGCGGCCAAACCCCUCGCCGGAGUCCAUCAGACGGGUUAAAAACAUAGAUCUGUCCAGCAUGGGUGUCCAUCCAGUACUCGGGUGUGGUCUGGAAAAAAUGGAACUGGAGUGCCUUCAAAUAGUCGAUGCCAUCAAGAGCUACAAAUCCAAAGCGACCAUCUUCGAAAUCAACUCCAGUAGUAAGACACCAGCCAGUGAGGUGAUGCGGGCCAAACGCUCUAAAGACACUCGGCUAGUGGACAAAUUCAGCAAGCAGAGAGAGGACCGAGCUGCAGAAAGCAGGCUGCAGCAGCCAAUCAACCCCACCACUACUGCUGACUGUGACAUCACAGAAAAGGAGGAGAGUGAUCUAAAUGGGGUGUUUUCAGAGGUGGUAGGUGGUAAAAGAAGAGGUCAGCAGGAAGAUGGUGAAGAACGACCAAAGACCAAGAAAAAAAGGCAGUCAGGCAAAGAUGAAGAGUAUUAUAUCCCUUACAGACCUAAAGACUUUGACUCUGAGAGAGGGUUGAGUCUCGGUGGAGAGGGCAGUGCUUUUGAACAGCAGGCCUCUUCAGCUGUCCUUGAUCUCAUGGGAGAUGAAGGCGAUCGCCUUAACCAGCAGAAAAAAAUGAUGAAAUGGGACCGUAAGAAGAAGCGUUUUGUGAGAGAAACGGGAAAAGAAGACCAGAAGAAGAAGAUCAAAACAGACAGCGGUCAGGUUAUCAGUAACAAGAAGAACAGGAAGAACUUUUAUGAGGAGUGGAAGAAAAAAUACAAGAUUGAUGAUACAGGAUCUGGAUCAGACGGAGAAACAGGCGGAGGAGGCAGGAAGCCAGCAAGAGGUCGUGGCCGUGGCCGACGAGGUCCAAACGUACAGAGCUCCGGUGACCACAAAGCACGCUCGGAGCUGAAAACAAAGGAUCAGAUCAUGAAGCAGCGCAAGAAAAAGCAGAAGCACCAGUUCCUGCAGGGCGGGGGGAUGAGCAAGCUCCGCUCCAAGAACAAAAAGUGGCUCGGAGAAGUGAAAAAGUCAGGUUUUGGAAGGGGUGGCCAUAAGAAAGGCAAGCUGAGGAAGAAGCUGUGAGGAGGACAGAGGGUUGAUGGUGUGGAGGACAUCACGAGGAAGUAAGCGUCAGAAUCACCUGAGAACAUCACCAAAGAUUUUCCUGGCGCUUUGUGUGACUGUAGAUUAAGGAGACAAUGAUUUGUGCAUCUUUACGCUGCAGAAAUGCACGUCACUUCUUCCUUGAUGGCCUGCUGAACUCUGCGUUUGCCACAGAGUUAUGUUUAAUUAUGAUCCACUAAUCUGGAUUUACUACUUGUAAGCAUGUUGGCAGUCUAAUAAAAGUGUUUUGGAGUACUGAAA